This is a messenger RNA of Neodiprion virginianus, 2834 nucleotides long. RefSeq names its product heparan-alpha-glucosaminide N-acetyltransferase-like. NCBI's taxonomy places the organism in Eukaryota, Metazoa, Arthropoda, Insecta, Hymenoptera, Diprionidae. The transcript is spliced from 12 exons. The record is from RefSeq and is a predicted model, not a curated record. The coding region runs from base 208 to 1938 and encodes 576 amino acids.
CAGCUGAACAGUUACGCAGUUAUAGCGUAUAGUUACGCGUGAGACUGGUGACAGGUACGAGCUCUCUGAUUUUGUAUCAUUGUUUUUCCGAGAAGCGAAAAUUUGGGGCGGUACUGGAGCUGAUUAGCUAGAGAAAAUUACUACUAUUUGCAACUAGCAAAAAGAUACAUCAGCUUUGAAGCCUUUGUCUCUUACCAUUCGAAAACCAUGGAGCUUCUAGUUGGGAGAAAUGGUAAUUUCUCUUGCGAUGACAAAACUCUUGGGAUAGACAUAGCUUGCCUGAGUCUAAUCAAUAGCAACAACGGCAGCAUAAAAUUUUACGGACAAUCGACAGAGUGCUUCUUGUGUAAUGGAACACUACGCAGUGUCUUACCUGGAAACAGCAACACAACACUCUCAGUAGACACAAAGCAUCCGUAUCAUGUUUACUAUGUGCAGGAUGGGCUGGAAUACUGCCAUACCACUUUUAAAUUCGAGGAGCAUGGACACUAUGAAAUGAACUUGACGGAUCGUAGCUGCUCGGAAAUUUAUACCACAUAUCAACCACCAAAUCCGUAUAUGCCAAUUUUGGCAGCAUUUAUGCUCAUGUUUUUCUUCUCGGCCACAUGGGCACUCGGAACAUUUGUCGCUCGCUCCGGACUAAUGACCAGAUUUUUAAGGAGAGAUGUGCCCGAAGUUCAGAGUGAUCUGGGAAGACUGCAGGAAAACGAAUCUUCACCUAGGCCUAUAGAGAGGGUGACCAGAUUUAGCACUCGAGCGAAAUUUUUGGACACCUUUCGUGGAAUUGCGAUUUUAUUGAUGAUAUUCGUCAACAAUGGUGGGGGUAAAUACUGGUUUUUCAAUCAUAGCCCAUGGAAUGGAAUAACACUGGCAGACUUGGUGUUGCCAUUCUUUGCAUGGAUCAUGGGAUUCACCAUAAUAAUUUCACUGCGUACCCAACUUAGGAUAUCUAUAUCCCGAAGCAGGAUCAUUUUACGUUGUUUUUGUCGAUCUGUAACUUUGAUAUUUCUUGGCCUGGUUAUCAACUCACUAACCAGAACAACUGAGAAUUGCGUAAUUCUGAAACUCAACGAUCUCAGAUUUCCAGGAAUCUUACAAUUAUUGGGAGUAUCGUACUUUAUCUGCGCGACGCUUGAAGCUAUAUUCACCAAGGCGCAACGAACUUUUCAGUUUGACCGACUAAAAUUUCUCCAAGACAUUUUGGAUGCUUGGGCUCAGUGGUUGGUUAUUAUUGCCAUUGCAACCACACACUUGCUCCUGACGUUCCUUCUACCAGUUCCUGGUUGUCCAAAAGGAUACUUAGGACCAGGUGGACUUCAUGAACAUGGAGCACAUGCUAAUUGUACUGCAGGAGCAGCUGGAUACAUCGACAGAACUAUUUUCGGUAACCAUAUAUAUAUGAAGAAGUCCGGAGUUUAUGGAAAACACCCACCCUAUGACCCUGAAGGAAUUAUGAGCACCAUUUCAGCUGUGUUACUGGUUUAUAUGGGUGUUCAAGCUGGUAGAAUCAUGCUAACGUACCACCAAGCAAAGUCCCGUGUGAUUCGUUGGCUUUUGUGGUCUGUGGUUACGGGUAUUUUGGCUGGUAUUUUAUGUAACUUCAGUAAAGAAGAUGGUGUUAUUCCUGUGAAUAAAUCGAUGAUGUCGUUGUCUUAUGUGCUCGCAACAUCUAGUAUAGCAUUUGCCAUGAAUACAAUUCUCUACAUUCUGAUUGAUCUUCAACAUUGGUGGAGUGGAGCUCCGUUCUUUUACGCAGGUACAAAUGCUAUAUUCUUGUAUAUGGGGCAUUACUUUACGAUGGGAGUAUUUCCUUGGACCUUGACGAUUAAUGGAGUUAGGACGCAUGCUAAUGUAUUAUCACUAAACUUGUGGACCACGGCGCUUUGGGCCAUUAUUGCUUAUGUGCUUCACAAGAAAGAAAUUAUUCUCACAGUAUAGACACAACCCUAUCUAUUCCACAGUUGAGAAGAAAGUUUUGGAAUUUCUUCAGCUCAGAAUUCCAAACCAUUGGUCAAAUAAUUAAGUGGAAUGAAAAAAAUGAUAAUCUAAUUUUAAGCCUGUCGUUUUGGGCAAUAUACACCCACUGUUUGUACUAGCCCACAUGUAUAAUUUACUUUAGCGACUCGUUCCAAUUAGUAAGAUUUAAUUUUUGACAGAAAAGUGUUUGAGUUAAUAACCGACCAUGUUCGUCAGAUUCAUUCAAACUGGUUUGACUGAUUUUGGCAUUAUAACACGCUAAGCAUGGCGUCAGUCUCAGGGACUGACAGUGAACUUUUUGUUAGGCGAGCGUCGGCUCAGGAUGUAGUCUGAACGGAAAGCACAGCAAAAUCGGCUCCACGGUUAGCGUUUUAAUCGACGAUACUUAUGUUAGAUGUAAUUAUUAUUUUACCGCUUUGGACAAAUCCCAUUUAAUUUGGGUAAAUGCUUGUUAUUGGUGUUGUAGUUUGAGUAAAAUAUAACAUAUGUAAUUUUAUGUUAUUCUCCAACACUAUUUACAUAUUCAUGCGCAUGCAUAUGCUUGAGGUGCAUUUUCAGUUUUGUUAUAAAUAUUUUGUUUCAACCAAGCUGUUAAAAUGAGGUGUGGCAUCUCAUGAUACCCAUAAUUACUAUUGACCUUUCAGUAACAGAGAUAUAAAGAGAAUAGGCUAAGAAUUGGACCAAUUCAGUUUAUAUUAAGAUAUAGUUUCUAUUUACGCAUUUCGUUUUGUGAUACAGAAUAUGGCUGAAAAUAUUAGUAUUUAAUAAUUUCAUAACAAUAUAGAUCUCAACGCUAAUGAGGUCUUGUAUGAUUUCUACCCAGAUAUAUCGAAUUAAUAAAGAACGUUAUAUACAUA